UUUUAGUGUCAUAUCUGAUGUUGAAAAGAAUGGGCAAAAUUUUGUAUACCUGUACCGUACCAGUAUUAGAAUGGUACCGAACAUAAAAUAUCAGAGGUGAAUGAGGAUAGUUAAACCCUCGUGGGUUCGAUCAAAAGAGCCGCUCUUUUCGUGUGAUGUUCACCCUGAUGGUAAAAAAUUUGCUACAGGAGGACAAGGAGAGGGCAAUGGUCGCAUCACCAUCUGGCAUGUAGCACCUGUAGCUCGACAGAAAGCUGAGAAGUCUGCCUUCAAGAAGAGUAUUGCCACACUUGAGCACCACCAAGGAUGUGUCAACUGUGUUAGGUGGUCCAGCAGUGGUCAAUUUCUAGGAAGUGCUAGUGAUGAUAAAGUAGUGAUGAUUUGGGGGGCUGUGAGGUAUGAGGGUUCUGAGUCAGAAUCUUAUAAGUGUCUUCAUAUCUUGCGUGGACAUGACGGUGAUGUGCUGGACUUGGCUUGGUCUCCUGAUGAUUCCUACUUAGCAUCCUCAAGUAUUGAUAACAGUGUUAUCGUGUGGAAUUGUCGGAAUUUUCCUGAAAAGCUGACUACAUUAAAAGGUCACGAUGGUAUGGUGAAAGGUGUAGUUUGGGAUCCUAUCGGCAGAUAUCUGGCCACUCAGUCAACGGAUAGAACUUUGCGAGUUUGGCGUCUGUCUGACUGGCAGGAGGAAGCUAAGAUAAGCGACCCAUUUUCAAAAUGUGGAGGAACUACAACCGUUCUCAGGAUCGGUUGGUCGCCUGAUGGUCAGUACAUCGUGUCCUCUCACGCAAUGAACAACGAGGGCCCUGUCGCAAAGAUUAUUGAAAGAGAGGAUUGGAAAGCUAGGAUGGACUUUGUUGGCCACCGUCGUGCAAUAGAGAGUGUCAGAUUCAACCCUCAUCUAUUCUACUACAACAAAAGACCAGUAUCAUGUGUAGCUAUUGCUGGUAGAGACAGCAGCAUAUCUGUCUGGUUAACUGCUCUGAAACGGCCCCUGUUUGUUCUGCAUGAUGUCUUCACCAGCUCAGUGCUGGACAUGUCCUGGACUCCUGAUGGAUACGGACUUUUUAUCUGUUCUCUUGAUGGGAGUUUAGCUUAUAUUGAGCUGAGCAGUGCUGAAAUUGGUAAGACUUUGUCCCCUCAGCAGACAGCAAGCUUGAGAAGUAGUUUGUACGGUUCAUUUAAACCGGAGAAACUCACUAUCAUAGAAAAUCCUGAUCUUCUUGAGGAUGAAGAAGACCAAAAUGGUGAUGAGGAAUCUUUGAGCAGCGAUUCAGAGGAACCAAUGGAUGUAGACACAACAGAUGAGCUCAGUACAGAAGCUAGUUCCAAGUCAAGGGAGGGUAGUCUGCAGCCGGAACCUCGUCACCAACAUAACGGUUUCUCCACUUCAAACAACGGGGGAUUCGCAAAUGCCUUCUCUAAUUCAAAUGGUAAUGGUAAAAACGAUAAAAUUCUCAGCUCUGUCCCCGACAAACUGUCCUUACGUUUUGAAAAGCCCUCAUCCUCCUCAGUUUCCUCCAAACCUUCCUCCUCAGUAUCCUCACCUGUAUCCUCUAAUGUAUUUAAUAAGCAAGUAGAGACCACUACUAAAGACGGCAGAAGGAGAAUCAUGCCCAUUACACUGAAAGAAGUUCCUGUAGCGUCUCAGAAGCCUACUCAAGCAACCAAACGGGUGCUGUUAACCCCAGUAUCUAACUCUAAAGCUUCUGAAGUGCUUCCCUUAGAGACUAAAAGUAGUGCUAUUAGUCUCGGUGACAUUCCAGUUAAAUUGUCAAACCGUUUACAACCAGUUAGGAAAACUCCUGUUUUAAAAACACAACAGAAAUUAGAAUCUAAAGACAAACUUUUUGCCUUGAUUUCUGGUUGCAGAGUAGAGGUUGAUAACAUUCAGAACAUGGUGAGUUUCACUCUGGGACCCAAGUCUUGGAAGACAGUUAUAUACAGCAAGGCUACAUCACUCUCUGCGGGAGAUAGUUACCUGGUGUUGGGAUGUCAAGAUGGCACACUUCAUGUUUAUAACAAACAGGGGGUUUUAGCAUUUCCUGUUCUCAAUGUGGGGUGCUCUAUUGUAAAGUCUGCUGUUAAUGGGAAUUAUGUUGUGGUGAUCACUAGUGCUCCUGCUUUGGCAAUUUGGAACGUUGCUGAGAAGAAGAACGUUCUCAAAGAUGAAUCUCUUGCGUCAUUCAUGACUGAAAACCAGUCCAUCUGCAGCCUGGAGAUCACAAAAGAAGGAAAUGUAACAAUUGGACUGAGCAACAAAACCAGCUACUGUUACAGUUACAGUCUAUCAGCAUGGAUGUUGAUCGGCCACCACCAACUAGACUCGACCUGGUACAAAGAACUCCAAACCAACAAACAACAAACCACACCCUCUCAAAUCCUGUGCCCCAUCCUCCAGACCCACGUCUCCACCCCCGACACCAGCUCCACCAACAGAGACAAGCUCCACCUCAACACUGUCCUCAUGUUAGAGCAACAGAUCCUGGUAGCGGAGAACCUGAGUUCUUUCUCCGAGUGCAGGCUGUGGUUAUCCUCCCUGGUCCGGUAUCUGACCAUGCAGCAAGAGGAGGACAGGCUACACUCACUUCUCCAGCGCCUCAUUUCCUCACCUCUACCCACUCUCUUCAACGAGGACAAACUGAGUGUCCUGAAAGAGCUGUUGAAGAUAGUUGCUACUAAUGUUAAUUGUCAGAGAGUUUAUUCCGAUUUUAAGCAACAAGUUGAGUGGGCUGAAACUAAGAGGUGACAGGAUUGUACUGUAGAAUUCUUUAGAAUUCUUUAGGUUAAAUCAUUUUUAUGGUUUUUGGCACUGAAAUCAGUUUUUGUUUUCGAAACGGAAAUUUUUGUCAAUCUUGUCCAGAAGGUUAAGUUAUUUUGUAAUUACAGGAUUGUACUGUAGAAUUCUUUAGGUUAAAUCAUUUUAAUGGUUUUUAGCACUGGAAAUCAGCUUUGGUUUCGGAACGGAAAUUUGUGUCAUUCUUGUCCAGAAGGUUUAGUUAUUUUGUAAUUUGUUAACUCUUUGAAUUUAAGUAGGGCUACUGAUUUGUUUCUUAUAAAAUAGGACAAUGUCUCGCUUUUGAAGUUUUAACUGGUUUAUUUAUUCAUAAUAAUUUAAAUAUACGCAACAGGACUGCAUUAGCAAUGUUAUUUUUUAUUGUAUUUGUAACAUGAAAUAAAGAACAUUUCUUCA
Molecule: messenger RNA, 3190 nt
Organism: Bolinopsis microptera
Lineage: Eukaryota; Metazoa; Ctenophora; Tentaculata; Lobata; Bolinopsidae
Product: protein HIRA-like
Exons: 2
Coding region: 101-2746 (881 amino acids)
Biological process (GO): regulation of DNA-templated transcription; chromatin remodeling; DNA-templated transcription
Cellular component (GO): HIR complex; chromatin; nucleus
Molecular function (GO): protein binding; nucleosome binding
Source: RefSeq, a predicted model, not a curated record